AUGUACUCGGUACAUAGAUACAAAAAAUUCAAUAAGCUUGAAAAUUGUGGACCGGCCCAGGCCUUGCGUUCCCAGGCUGAGCGACCUGGUAAAUUAAAACAUGAGUCGGUUGGGCGAGGGACCGACGAACGACAAGACCAGUUAGGACUUGUACGAGGAUGGGCAGGUAGGUGA
Messenger RNA from Pyricularia oryzae 70-15, 174 nucleotides. RefSeq lists its product as uncharacterized. Lineage: Eukaryota; Fungi; Ascomycota; Sordariomycetes; Magnaporthales; Pyriculariaceae. The record is from RefSeq and is a predicted model, not a curated record. The transcript has 3 exons. Bases 1 to 174 code for a protein of 57 amino acids.